Molecule: messenger RNA, 351 nt
Organism: Effrenium voratum
Lineage: Eukaryota; Dinophyceae; Suessiales; Symbiodiniaceae
Source: the annotation of a GenBank genome assembly
AUGCGGAGCUUCCUGCAGUCCAUGGACAUCAGUACGGAGGACGUGUGGACGCUCUUCAUGGUCAUCGACAGCAACGGCGAUGGUGAGAUCUCGGUAGAAGAGUUUGUCUACGCGUGCCAGCAGCUUCAGGGUCCGGCCAAGGGCUUGCAGAUGGCACGGAUGAGCUUCGAGAAUACCGUCAUGCGGGAGGAGGUGAAAAAGCUGCAGAAGGAAUUCAUUCGAUUCAAGAGAAAGAUGGAAUCUGACGCUGGCCCAUUGCCAACACCUACGCCUGGGCCUGAAACACCACUGAACCUAAAGCGUGAGCUGACGCAAGGCGAUCAGGGUUUUAAAUCGCACCAGCAUCUGUGA